Molecule: messenger RNA, 2916 nt
Organism: Glarea lozoyensis ATCC 20868
Lineage: Eukaryota; Fungi; Ascomycota; Leotiomycetes; Helotiales; Helotiaceae
Product: SET
Exons: 3
Coding region: 1-2916 (971 amino acids)
Biological process (GO): regulation of DNA-templated transcription
Cellular component (GO): chromosome; chromatin; nucleus
Molecular function (GO): histone H3K36 methyltransferase activity; protein binding
Source: RefSeq, a predicted model, not a curated record
AUGGAGGAAGAUCACGAGGAUAUCAAGGGCGAACCUGUCGAUGCAGCGCUGGGCGACAUGAAGCUGGAAGAAGGAGCUGGUUCAUCCGUAGAGGGAACCACUAUCGUGAGCGGCACAUAUGACGAGCGGAACACACCAGUCGAGCUGAGAAAAUCUCGAUCCUCAACCCCAGCGACAAAACAUUCCGCCUCACAAUCUCCUGUAAAAAUGGAGAGCGAGAGGAUAUCAACCGCUUUGAGCGACGAUGAGAUGGAAGAAGUUGACGGUGAUGAGAAUACGGUGUCAGUUGAACCAGAAAAAAUACCGAAAACUUCACGAAAAUCCGCGCCAAAAGUCGCGUCUCGACCACCGAUCCUCUACAAUGAUUUAGAAGAUGUGGUUGAAGAAGCUGUCACGAAAUUUGAUCUCCUGCAACAAUGUCGUUAUGGCUCCAAGAAAUUGGGAGCUUCUAACAGUGACCCAUGGGAUUGUGAUUGCCCAGAGGAGUGGAUCGACGGCGUGAACAACGCAUGUGGGGAUGAUUCUAAUUGUAUUAACCGCAUGACAAAAAUGGAAUGCAUUGUAGAUAAGUGCAAGUGCGGUGAUACUUGUCAAAACCAGAGGUUUCAACGGCAAGAUUAUGCUGAUGUCUCUGUCAUUAAAACCGACAAAAAGGGCUACGGUCUUCGCGCGAACACCGACCUGGACGCUGGAGAUUUUGUCUUUGAAUACAUCGGCGAAGUCAUAAAUGAGCCGACCUUUAGGAAGCGCACGAUUGAAUAUCACAAGGAGGGAAUCAAGCACUUUUAUUUCAUGUCCUUGGGAAAGGACGAAUUUGUCGAUGCUACGAAAAAGGGUAAUCUUGGUCGUUUUUGCAAUCAUUCUUGCAAUCCCAAUUGUUUCGUGGACAAAUGGAUUGUCAAGGACAAGUUGCGCAUGGGCAUUUUUGCGCAGCGCCCCAUCCAAAAAGGCGAAGAAUUGGUAUUCAACUACAACGUCGAUCGAUAUGGAGCCGAUCCGCAACCAUGUUAUUGCGGCGAACCAAAUUGUGGUGGUUUUAUGGGUGGGAAGACGCAGACUGAUAGGGAGAUUGAUUUGCCCACUGCAACUCUGGAAGCGCUAGGUAUUGAGGAUGGUAAUGGAUGGGGUCCUGCAGCCGCCAAGAAACCCCGGAAAAAGAGGUCUGGGGAGAGCGACGAAGAAUACAUCAACAGCCUCCCAGCGCAGGAACUCGAUGAAGAUGGAGUACGAACCCUCAUGGCGACUCUUAUGCAAUGCAAGGAGAAAUGGCUUGCCGUCAGAUUAAUCACACGACUGCAGCGAUGCGACGAUGAUAGGGUUCGCAAUCGAGUUGUUCAGAUGCACGGUUACCAGAUCCUGCGAACAACACUUAAUACCUGGGAAGAGGACAACGACAUCAUCCUCCGGAUUCUCGAUAUCCUUUAUAGAUUUCCUCGUUUAACAAGGAACAAGAUCAGUGACUCCAAAAUCGAGUCUGCUGUCGCUACAUUAGUCAAUUCCGAACAUGAAGAUGUCGCAUACGAAUCAAAACGGCUGAUUGAAGCUUGGAGUAAGCUAGAAGUCGCAUAUCGAAUACCCAGGAAGAAGCAUGAUCCAAAUGCUGUUGAUACCUACGAGCGACGGCCGUCGGAGCGUGAAGAGGAGGUCGCCAAAAAACCCGUCAAGCCCUUUGUAGCGCCCACGGGGCCGAAAAAUAACACUCCUCAGAAAGCAUUUUUCCCGUCAAGAGCGCCACCACCGCGACGCAACUUUCCGUUAACCUUGCCUAGGGGUUGGUUUGAAGCGAAGGACAAGAGUGGAAACACAUACUUUUACACUCAAGCUGGUACUGUAACCUGGCACAGACCUACAUUAGCCGCUGUUGAGCCGCCCCAGCCCAAAGCAAUACCAAAGAGUGUCCAGACCGCGAGAACUCUUCAGGAUAUCAUCCAAAGCAUCACAGCUGAGCAAAGUUCCCAGACGCCGACCCAGAGUGCGACAGCCGAAUCUACACCCAAAGAAAGCAAGAAACCGGUAGAAAAAUGGCGGUCAUAUCCAGAAGAGAAGCAAAUGAAGUUGUACGAGAAUACUCUCCUUCCUCACAUUAAAUACGUGAUGGCGAAAUUCGCCAAGUACCUCCCUAAGGAGGACCUCAAGAAAUUUGGUAAAGAGGUCGGGAAACUUCUUGUCAAAUCGGAUUUCAAACAUAAACGAGUCGAAGAUCCUACGAAAAUUACCGAAAAACAGGAAAAGAAAGUAAAGAGCUUUGUGCGCGAUUAUUUCGAAAAGGUUCUCAAAAAGCGGACAGCUAUUGACCAGAAGAAGAAGGAGAAAUUAGCCAAUGGUUCUUCAACUUCAGAGCUGAAUAGCACCGUCUCACCGACUGAUGAACCCAUAAGCAACUCUCCAGAAGAUAUCGAUGAUAACAUAUUCAGUCCUGAAUCACCUCCGCCCCAAAUGUCACCGUCAAUACCUCCAGCCACACCACUCGAAUCACCAUCUCGCAAACGCACACACGACGAAAUCAAUACCCCCGACAGCGAAUCCAACAAACGUCUCAAAGAAGGCGAGUCGGACGCUGUUCCUACACCACCUCCCCCGCCACCUCCACCCGAGCCAGAGGAGACAGAAGAGACAGAAGAGGAACGCGAACUGAGACUUCAAGAAGAGGAGUUAAUGAGGGAGAACGAGGAAGCGGAACUUUUGGAUAAGGACGGCGAGAUUGGGGAUGCCGUGUUACCGAGUGGGGACGUGGAUGUGGAGGCCGCCGAGCUGGUGAGGCGGAAUAAACAGGAGUUUGAGGCGAAUCAGGGCGUCGAUGUGGGUGCUAAUGGCGUAUAUAUUGAUGGGGAUGGGAUGGAGGGGUUGGAAGGCCCGGAUCUGAGUAAUGGGACUGCGAAUGCGAAGGGCAGAUCUGAGGAGGUUAUGAGUCAUUGA